Molecule: messenger RNA, 2255 nt
Organism: Styela clava
Lineage: Eukaryota; Metazoa; Chordata; Ascidiacea; Stolidobranchia; Styelidae
Source: RefSeq, a predicted model, not a curated record
UUUUUAGGACGAAAAUGAACUUAUAGCAUUAAAUUUUGGUCCAAAUUGGACUGAUAUUAGAUAAAAUUAAUUAAAAAUUGGUUUCUGGGAAGAUCAAAUUCGAAAUCUGCAAUAUGGGAGGUGCUGUAGUGUCUCGACUAAUUGUGCUCGUAGGAGGAACCCUAUACCCAGCAUAUGAAUCUUACAAAGCUGUCAAGAGCGCAAAUGUCAGACAAUAUGUCCGCUGGAUGAUGUACUGGGUUAUAUUUGCACUUUUUAUCACAGUCGAAACGUUCACAGACAUUCUGUUAUCCUGGCUUCCUUUUUAUUAUGAAAUCAAAGUUGGAUUCCUUAUCUGGCUUCUAUCACCGUAUACUAAAGGUGCAGCAUUUUUAUAUAGAAAAUUUGUACAUCCAACGCUAUCACGUAGAGAGCCUGAAAUCGACAGGUUUUUGACGUCAGCGAGAGAGCGAAGUUACGCUACGAUGGUUGAUGUUGGUACAAGAGGAAUCAAUGUCGCUGCCAAUGCUGUUGUAACAGCUGCUGUGAAAGGCCAAGCCGUCGUCUCAGACAGACUAAAAAGUUUUAGUGUCAACGACCUUUCAAGAUUAUCAGAUGAAACGCCAAUUCAUUCAAUGAAUCCACCUAUGCAAAGGGAACAUUUACACAGGUCUCCAUUAGAUCCUCAAAGAUUUGAAAGAAGCUCUCAACACCCGCAAUCUCAAAGUGCAAUGCAAACAGAAAUUCAAUACAGACAUUCUGCUGAGCAGGCCUCAGCCAUGAAUAAUGAGCCAUAUCAGAUGAUUCAUGCACCCACAGCACCAUCUAGUGGCCUUUAUCCUUCUGCUCCGUCCAGUGAGGGGUACAUGGUGACGGCAUCAGGUGACCACGGAGGCCAUAUUGGUGGCCAAUUCAAGGCAUACUCAAUGAUGAAUCUCUCUCAAGCAAGAGGGGAUGAAGGACACACUUUAAUGACCCGAACAAUAGAAUUCACAUCAGCUCCACCAGAAACUUCUGUGGACGACUCGAUGCUUCCCGACCAUCAUGAAUACAAUGUAUCAGGCGAUGACAGACCUUACGGUACAUUGCCGAGGCAGAGAAGGAAAAAGAGCAGUAAAAAACUUGGACUAUGGAAAAGAAGAAAGGACAAAGAAUCAACAUCAGUUCGAAGAUCAAAGCGACAUUCAAAAGCACAAUCAUAUCAUAAAGGAAGUUUAGAUGAGAGGGAUAGAGAAUGAGGUUACUAUGAGUCAUUGACCUGGAGUUAUGACCUUAGGGGUAACUCUGGGUCAUUGACCCUUGCUAUUGGUCAAUGAUUUGAUACAAUUUAUAAGACUAUCAGUGAACAACCAAGGAUGGCUUUUGGUUACUUUUUGGGGUUACUGUGGUUCAAAGAUGAAGGUUACUAUGGAUCAAUGACCCAAACCACUGUCCUUAAAGGUCAGUGAACUUUAAAAGUACUGGGAUUGAUGUUGCAAAGAAAUGUCAAUGGAAGCUUUUGAUUGGUUAGCUCAGUUACUUUUAUAUAUUGCUUUUAGUGCCAUUCUCUGCUGGUUAUUAUGAAGGGUUUGAAAUGAACUAUUUUUUGAUACGAAUAGCUUUAUAGGAAAUGCUUUAUGAAUGUUGCUUGAAAAAUCUGCUGAAUAGUUUGGGUGUUUUCUGCGUUUUUGGUACAAUUUUGCUGAGUAAGCGUAUUUUUAUAGUAUUUGAGCUUCAUAGCUUUGAUGAAUGAUAUGCAGGGUGUCCAUAAAGUUGCAAUUUGAAGUCAGUUCUUGAUACAUUCUCAACCAGGUUGGCUUUAUUUUAAUCAGUUGGGGGACUAUAUAUCGUAUAGACAAAUUCCUUUUGCAAUUGGACAAUUUUAGGACUUUAUGAACACACUGUAUAUGCUAGACCAGGGUUGAAUACUUUUUGAUAUUUCAGAUACAAAAUAGUUAUAAAUCUGGUUUUAAAGUUAAGUCUGGGUUGAAAAUCCUCGAUCAGGCUUAUUUCAUAUUCAAAUCAUAACACAUUUUUUGGUACUUCCUAAGUAUGUGAACCAAGAUGUCGAACACCGGAACGUAGUAUGUGUACCAGGUAAGGGUUAGGCCAUAAUUUCAGGAACAAAUACUACGAGAGUCGCUUGGAUAGCCCCUUAACUUGUAAUCUAACUAAAACUAGAGCUGCGUGCAGCUUUAACAGGCUUCCCGCGUAAAAAAAAAUUUGCAUUUCAUUGCUAGCUGAGAACUUCUGCACAUUUGAGGUGAAUUUCAAGUUUGUAGGACCAAUUUGAAAAA